Molecule: messenger RNA, 7358 nt
Organism: Linum trigynum
Lineage: Eukaryota; Viridiplantae; Streptophyta; Magnoliopsida; Malpighiales; Linaceae
Source: the annotation of a GenBank genome assembly
CAUUCAUCACCAUAACCUCAUACAUCAAAGCAAACAAAUAAAAAUUAAAAAGGGAAGGAUACAAUGGGGAAAAAGAUUGGCGCUCUUGUACACGGGCUCCUGCUCUUGUCAACACUACUAACCCAUGUGUUGGUCGAGGUUGAAGCACACAAUUAUUUUCAAAAAACGAAGGUGGUGAUAUCGAACCAAAUUGAAGGAGGACCGAAGUUGUUGGUUCAUUGCAAGUCCAGCCAUGACGAUCUGGGUGUGCGUUGGUUGGACCCAGCUCAGAGUUUCGUCUGGACCAUCUCCCAAUCUUUUUUCGUAUAUACCGAGUACUUCUGUGCCUUCCGAUGGGAAGAUGGAGCUCAUCUUGUUUGGUUCGACAUCUACAAACCAGAGAGGGAUGGUGAGGUGUGCAAGUUGUGUCAAUGGGCCAUCAGGAGAGACGGGCCAUGUCUGGCAGUGCCGGGUUCCAAAAUGUGUUAUCACUGGAUUUCCCAUUUUUAGUACGACAAUAAGCUCUUUUAGGCACACUUUAGGUGAUCAAGUUCAUUUGGGUUUUCGCAAGUUCUAUCGUUGGGUUUUAUAGUUGGUAUGUGUGAAUAAUUAGUUUGGUUGAAUCUCUACACUUAAGAAUUUUGUUUUGCUGUUUUAUUGGGAAUCCGAGGCGGAAUAAAAUGAAAGUUACUCUUCUUAUUUAUUACUAUUUUUUGUGAUCUUAUUCAUUAAGGCUAAUAUCAUCACCAACUUUCUAUCCGUUAGCGUUGUCCAUUUAUGAUCAAUGAGUUGACUGCUAAUAUGUUAGUUGACAUGAAUUAGAAGGAUGAGGUGGAAUUAUUAUUGACAUCACUUAUAAUAAACAAAAAUAUUCAUAUAAAAAAGCUCAAAAUUUUCAUUUUUCUCUUGCGAAUUCCUCCCUUAACACCACCGCCACUCCCCUUGUUACCGCCACUAUCGAGUAUCGACCUUCCAAUCAUUUGCUCAACUAUCUCCUCAGCUUUUCCAAAAUGUCUUUGAACCUGUUUUUGGAUAUGAGCUCUUUUACAUAGUCGGAUUUCCCUUUUAAUUUAGCCAUUGUUUAUACCAAAAUAAUUUUCAUAAUUAUUGCAUGUAUGAAAAGGUUGGCCAAUUUAAGUAGCUAGUCCAUGUGUACAUGGAUGAUCCAAUUCAUCAAGUUGGGUCGUAGGAUUAAAGGAUAGUAGUGUUCAACAUGAUGGAUACCAUCCAAAUCCAAUAAUGGAUGGUAGUGUCCAAAUACAUGGAUACCAUCCCAAAUAUAAUGGACACCAUCCAAACUCAAAGUGGAUGGUGCCAUCCAACAACAUGGAUACCAUACAAGUUAUUUGGCGUGUGGUGACCAUCUAAUUGCUCAUCCAUGGUACAUAGGGUUGAUUGUCCAGUGACAUGAUGACGUGUCAAAUGUGGUUACCAGAAGCAACAGCUGACUUGCAAAAGACGCUAGGAGAGGAGUUACUGGAUGCUACGUGGAGAAGAGAGAGAAGGCGGUUAGAGGGUGAGGCACAAUAAAACUUGCAAGGAGCUUCUGGAGGAUGGACAGACAAAUCAAAUCACAAACAAUCUCGUCAAAAUUUAUCCUUUUCUCUCUAGAACAGUAACCGUAGCAGUAGCACCAGGGACCCUCCAACAAGGCUUCUCUAUUAGUUGUGGUCAGUAGUUGCAGAGCUCUCAAGGAAUCUCCAUAGGAGUAGAGGUAAUAGUAAGUAGAUCCUCAGAUAUAUGCAUCAAACACGCUCGUUCGAACAGUGUUUGAAGAGGUGUGAGCCGAGUAACAUCGUUUUCUGUUUUCUUGAGGUCAUGGUGCAUUGAUCACGCGAAAUUCCACCUAAAACACCCACACAAUUGCAAAAAUUGUCAUGUCCAACAAGUUCUAGGGAUGACAAACUAGACCCGCCCCGGUGGAUUUUCCCCGAUCCGGCCCGUAUUUAAACAGAGCGGAUCUUGACCCGCUCCGUUGUUAAGACAGGGAGGACAUGGAUGUUGCCAUCUAACCUAGGGGUGGGCAAACGGUUCGGUAAACCUGAACCGAACUGAACCGAAAUCGAAUUAAACCGAACCGAAACCGAAUUAAUGCUAUUCGGUUCGGAAUUCGGAAGGAAAAUAUGGAUAGUUCGGAAAUCAGAGUUCUUUUAAUCGUCGAAUUUCCGACCGAAAAACCGAAAUACUAUAAUUGCAAGCUUCAAAUGGUGAAUUUUUAUGUUUGUAGUUGUUUUUAGACUCAAAUAUUUGAAAUAUUUUAUGACUUAUGUGUUGAAAAGUUUGGUUUUAUCAUUGAUGAUGCAUAUAAUUGAUAUUUAUUGUUUAUAUUAGGGGUGAAAAAUAAUUUAAAAGUGAGAAAAUACAAGUAGCUUCACAAAUUCGGUUUUGUGUGAAAAACGAACCGAACCGAAUUAUAGUUCGGUUUAAACCAACCGAACUGAAUUAUAAUUCGGUUCGAAUUCGGUUCGACGUUUGGGAGAAUUCGGGGACCCGGUAUUUAUAAUUCCGGUUCGGUCAAAACCGAACCGACCGAAUGCCCACCCCUAAUCUAACCCACUCCGAUCUGCUUCAUCCCGUCGUCGAAUAACCUGCAAAAUGCGAAGUUAAAGAGAGACCCAAAAUCCAAGACAAGCAGUCACCAAGGUAGCCUAUUUAUUUCUUAGAGAGACCCAACAUGCCAUCCCUUCCCCAAUCACUUCUCUAGCUAGCGACCCUGCAUGUCAUCCAUUCCCUAAUAAAUUCCCAUAAAUAAAUCCUGCAUUCGAGAAAUAUAUCUCGCAAAUUCCAAUUCCCAGAGACCCAUUGAUAGGGCAAAAGCGUGAUGCCUGAAUCCUAUCUCGUAGUAAAACAGGGAAGUCCGGGUAUCGUCUCUCAUGGACUGGUACAACAUUAUAUUCUAUCAAUUCUAUGGAGCAAACUAUAGGUGAAAUGGUUUGAGUGAUGAAACUACUAGCUAAUAAUUACACAAAACAAGCAAAUUAAAGUUGUUGGGAGAAAAUAAAUGGGAGAAUGCUCUGGGAGAAACACCGGAAUUCACUACCUAUCAUAUCCAAAUUAAUUCACAUAUUCUAAUCAGUUUAAUCCAUAUCUCUACAGCCAAGAUAUCACUACUGUGCUAGCUAUCCCUGUCGAGAAUUACUACGUACUAAACGAUUAAAUCAAAUCCUACUGUCGUAGCUCAUUGAGUUAACUAUUUAGCCUUAAGGCCGAUAUCCCAAUCAAGACCGCAUAGCACCUUAUUUAAUCCACUGUUGCUUCGAUAAGUUACUAUGUCACAUGAAAUAGGUUCACUUAUUAGGGUUUCACUGUCGCUAAUAACCUAAUUAACUACAAAUCAAUGUAUUGGUGGCCAGUCAACACAAAGCAUUAAGAAAUUUCUUGCAAUAGGGAUUGGAAGAAAAGAAAUAUGAAUCAAUCCAUCAAGUAUAGAAAUAGCUACAUCCUAUGGUGUUUCCCCCAGAAAUUGGGGUUUAGUUCAUGAUGAAACUGAGAUAAAACAUUAGGGUUUGGUUCAUCAUGUUCUAAAUCAACAAUAAACAACUAGUUCGGUCUAGAGAAUCCAACCAAAGUAAUCGCUCUAGUUGAAAUCAGCUCCUGCUGCCUUGGACAGCUCGAUCACCAAUUGCCGAAUCCGCUCGCUGCUGCUCCUGCUCUUUUCUCUAUUCUUUUCCCCCGAAAGAAUUCACAGCCGAAUUCUUUGCUAGCCAAAAAUUGCCUCCCCCUUGUUCUUCCGCCACCCGCCUUCUUUUUUUCAGCUUCGCAUUCCAGUCCAUCCCAAAUACGUAGUUGUCCAAUUAUUCUCCUCUCAUUUGGCCCAAAGAAUCCCCCACAAAAGGACAAGAGACUUGGGCCAUUUUAAUCCAAGAAUUGCCCCCUUCAAAUUCACUUCCGCCCAAAUUAUUGUGUCCCAGCUAUUCCCACUCCAGGACCAAUUAAUUCCUUCCAAAAUCCCCCCCAAGCAAUUAUGUUUCCAGUCCUUCCCUGUUGUCCCCUGUAAAAAUCCGGUCCAAAUAAUUCUCCCCAGCUACUAAUUAAAUGGACUGGUGGAGGGAAGUAUGGGCGCUGGCCCAUUAGCUGCUGCCGCUGAAUAUGUGAAAUUGGGCUAGCAAAGUUGGCCCGAACCGGUUAGUUUACUUAUGAGCUGGAUAGCUGGUCCUUAGCCUGAUUUGUUUUGCAUUUGACAUAUAUUUGUGCAUUUCUUGUUCCUUGUUUUUUUCCACCUAAAAUAUAUCACAACACUAACACAUGGCGGUAAUGGUCUUAUAACCAUUCCAAAGUCAGUUGGCCUUAAAACAAGCAUUAUAUGUCUCAAACAUAUCAUGAAAUAAUCACAUUAAGAACACAAAAUCAAUAUGUUUUCAACAAUUAUCACCCAUCUAGCGACCUUACACUGCAUGCGACCAAUUCUUCCCUUAUGCCUUUAUUAAAACCACUCUUCCUCCCCCAAUGGCCAAUUCUCAAUUCUCCAAAUCCUAAUCUCCCAAUUACUCAUGUUCCCUUAUUGUAUAUAUAUAUCCGUGAACAAAGAUGUAUGGAUCUCUUAGAGGAUCUACUUCCUCCUUCAUCUUCAUGUUCUUCUUCUUCCUCCUCCUCGGACAACGCCAUUUGAGAGGAACUACUCCCUCCUUCACCGUCCUCUUGCAGCUUUACAAAUUUACAAUCUGUGUUACUUACAGAGGGUGAGUGCUUAUUUCCUCUCUGGCUGCCAUGGUUUAUGCGGAGAGAGAACUAUUAUUGUUGAAGAAUGGGAACUUGAUAUGGCUACUGCCUACUGGGCUUUGACGACACCACAAGCCCUAAAUUGAUUAAUAAAGAUAGGUCAAUAUUAGUGGACGGAUCAGAGCGGGUAUGACCCGAUCCGUGCGGGGCGGUGAAUGGACCUGAAUUUAGUGACAUGUCCCGUAGCAUGGGGCAGGGCGGAUCAGUGUUCUAUGAGCCAGUGCAGAGCAAGGAUUCAAUGCUAUCCACUCUGUUCUCGCCCCGUUCCCAUUCCUAACAAGCUCUCUAUGGGAAUCACUACAAUAAAACCAACAUAUAAGAGGAAAUAAUUAGAGACAAUUAUUCUAUUGAUCAUUAAUUCUCUAAAACUAAACUCGAGGGCCAUAAAUGUUAUUUUUCUCGGUAAGUGGAAUUAUUGGUCUCUAGAGGCAAAUCUCACAGCUUGUAGAAGCAAAUAUCACAAAUAGUAUGUGAUAUAGAGAGACAUAUCUCAUAGUCUUUUUAGCAAAUAGAAAGGGCACUUAUGAUUAUGUCAUAUAAAAACAAAUUCAACAAUUUUAAAGACAUAUACAAAUUUUCCUUAUACAUAUUUCAUAUUGAUGCAAAUCUAUAGUAUAUAAAGACAAAUACAAAUUCAAAUCAAAAGGGUUAAUACCUUAAUUUGCACGAGGUUUUCUCUCUUAUUCUUCUUCUACUCAUGUUUCGGUUAAUGCUCAUUUUAGGUGUGGGGUGGGGGAUGUGUUCCCUCUCUCUCAACCAUGCCUCUCUCUGUAUAUAGAGUGGUAAUUUUCUAUGGUAGUGGUGAGGUAGUAGUGUUUUUGUGUGGUUUGUAAUAGUAAUUUUAUGAUUUUUAGUCUCAACGUAGUUGUGGUAGUGGUUGUAGGACGAUAGUUGUGAUCCGAUGCAUAAUUGAUUUGACGACAAUGGAACCGUGGAGAAGAAUAAUUUGCAAAGGCAAGGAAAAGAGAAAGGAUAAUAUGACGGAGACGUUGGAUGAAGGAAGCGGAGGAGUUUGAUGGGGCAGAGAAUGAUUUGUGUUGUUACUCCAUAGGUUUGUGAACCGAAGUUGAUUUUGGUUGAAUUGAGCCACCUCAACCAUAUUGUUAGCCAUUUAUGAGCCACGUAAGCUCCGUUAGAACGGGGAGUUAACAUAUGACUAAUUUCUGUAUUUUGAUAGCCGUGACUAUUUCUCAUUUGCCGUGAAAUGUUAGGUUAAAAACAUGUAUGUAGUAUUUACUCUAAAAAAGAAGAAAACAUCUUUACGAGAACCAUUACACCAAGAACCCUAUUAGCACCCUAACCGGAUUGAUUGAGAUUUGUUUAAUCUUGAAGGAAAGGGAAAGCGACGCAAUAUCCUGACAGAGGAUUGGAAAUAAACAACAGCUACCAUUGAUUAAAUUCCCCUCUCCUUUCUGCUUCCAAUCCACCACCAAGCAAUGAAUUUACGCUACUGACAAUUCGCAAGCCACAAGAAAGACAGAUGACGACGGAGACGGCGGAGGCUUCUCCAGCCAUGCAAUCCAACGACGGCGACGAAUCCGACCAGUAUCCGCCCCACUGGGGUCCGACAGCCUGGUCCCUGCUUUCCGAUCUCCGGCAGCGCUCCCCUCUGAUCCAGUGCAUCACCAAUUUCGUCUCCAUGGACAUUGUCGCCAACACCCUCCUCGCCGCCGGCGCAUCCCCGGCGAUGAUCCACUCUCUGGCCGAGAUCCCCGACUUCACCCCUCAGGCCCAAGCGCUCUGCGUCAACGUGGGAACCCUCUCCCCCUCAUGGGUUCCCGCCAUGAAAUCCGCUGCAGAGCUGAUGGUCAAGUUGGGGAAGCCCUGGGUUCUCGACCCUGUUGCUGCUGGCGCUUCUGGGUUCCGCUUGAAUGCUUGUUUGGCGCUUGUUGGGGUGAAGCCUACUGUAAUUCGAGGGAAUGGGUCUGAGAUCAUUGCUCUGUCCAGGGCUUCUCUCGGUGUCUCCAAGGGGGUAGACAGCGCCCAUGGGUCCAUGGAUGCACUGGAAGCAGCCAAAUCGUUGGCUCGAGCGAGCGGAUCCAUUGUUGCAGUGUCGGGAGCGGUUGAUGUAGUCACCGAUGGCAAUCGAGUUGUUGCUGCUCAUAAUGGAGUUCCCAUGAUGCAGAAGAUCACAGCUACUGGGUGUGCAGUCACAGCACUCAUAGCAGCCUUUGUUGCUCUCGACCCAUCACAUCCUUUGGAAGCAACAGCUUCAGCCCUCUCUGUGUUCUGCAUUGCAGGUGAGCUCGGAAUGGAUCUGGCCAAAGGUCCGGCUACGUUGCGGAUGCACUUGAUCGAUUCCUUGUACGGGCUCGAUGAAGCUGCUUUGCUAUCCCGAGUUAGGAUCACCGAUCUGUAAGGCUGCAAACGCGAGCGCUCGUAAUAUCGGUAAUGUGUCUUGUGACUAAUAGUAGUGUACAGAGUUGCAUAGAUUAGUCUUGGCAUGAAACAGCAUCAUCUAUGAUGUAUGAAUAAAGCAGCUCUCAGUUCAUUUCCAAACCAUAUUUUUCAUUUCACAACAUCGCAUUACUUCUUUGUCAAGUAUUAAAAAGGUCAUGCCUUUGUAACAGCCACAAUCUCAAACCAAAUAUAAUCAACAACCAUUUUACAACAUCGACCAAACAAAUUGAAAACAUCAUCAAUCAAUUCACAAAGUCAAA